AUGACUCGUCUUGAAGCUAAAAGGCCUCCAUUAUUUAUUAAUGAACCUUUAAGUAAAGAUACAGUUAGUCAGUCACUGUCUCUGCUGAGUGGAAUAUUCAGAUCUUGCUAUGGUCCUGCUGGGAGACUCAAGCAGCUCCACAACGGUGUGGGAGGCUAUGUUUGUACAACUUCACAAUCUUCAGCUAUACUCAGUCGUCUUUCUGUCAGUCAUCCUGUGUUAAGUGUUUUGACGGCCUCUGUACAGAACCAUAUAUCCCGCUUCAGUGACUGUGGCUUAUUUACUGCCAUUCUUUGCUGUAGUUUGAUUGAAAACUUUAAAAGUUUAAAUGUUGCGUCUUGCGCUGUCGUUAAAAUAAGCAAGCAUCUUUUGAGUUUGUGUGUGGACUACCUCAAAUCUGAGGCCUGUGGUUGCCGAGUAUCUGUGGAUUUUAGCAGUGUUGAGACCCUUCUUUGUUUGGUACGUAGCAUAUUAACGAGCAAACCUGCUUGCAUGCUUAAUAAAACAGAAGUUGAUCAUCUCACCACAUUGAUUUUAAAGGCUUUUAUAUUUACUGUUCCAUGUCAUGUUGAGACUAAUGCUGUUUUAGGAAAGUGUAUAAUAGUACCUGUGAAAGGUAGAAGAGUUGUGGAGUCUACAGUUUUUCCUGGACUACUGAUAGAAACACCAGAAAUUCAAUUGGCAAAACCACUUACUGUCAGAAGAACUUGUUCAAACAUGGUCAAGACAGCGGUUUUCUGCGUGUCCAUGUCAGGAGACUGUUUUGGCCCUGAAGAGGGAACUGUAACAGUCCAUCAUGGAAUUUCUCUAGAAAUCUUGGAGCUGAAUCAGUUGCUUAAUGUAGGAAAGCAGCUGGUUAAUGAUGAAAUUGGCCUCGUAGUGUGCCAGAAAGUUAUCCAUCCGUCCUUGAAACAGUAUCUGAAAGAGAACCAUGUCAUCGCUGUGGACAGAGCUGGGCUAUCUCUGAUGGAACCCCUGAGUCGGAUGACAGGUUCAAAGCCUAUCGCUUCCAUACAUUUGUUGUCUCCUAGUUGUUACGGCAGUUUGAAAGAUGUGCGCAUUGAGAGCGUUGCUUCAAAACACUUUGUGCAUCUGAUUCCAAAGGACACGGUUGUCUGCAGCUUGAUACUCUGUAACAGAAAUGAAACAGCAUGGGAUGAAUUGAAGCGUGCCUGUGAAACUGCAGAACAUGUGUUACAGUUAACAAUCAAGGAACCUUUGGCAUUAUUAGGAGGUGGCUGUACAGAAACUCACCUGGCUUCGUACAUAAGACACAAGAGUUGUAGUCUGUCCACCAGCAUUUUUAAAGAUCUAGAUUGUUCUCGGACACAAUACCAGUUGGUUGCUGAUGGUUUCUGCCGUUCCCUGGAGUCUGUAGCUUGCUCUCUGAAUCAUGAUGAUGGAGAAAUUCUUACAGACACGGCUUAUGGACACUGUUGGUUUGUUCCAUCAUGUUUUCCCUCUGUCUCUAAUUGGUCAGACUUAGUUUCAAAAUGCGGCUGUGGGAUUAACAGUAACACUGAGAAUCUCAACUGGAGGCUGCUGCAAGGCCAGUUUGGGUCUCCUGUUAUACAGGGCUGCCCUAAAGGGCCUUCAGUAAAGGUUGCUGACUUUCUGACACUGGACUGUUUUGCUGCAAAGUGUAGUGGCCUACAAGUAGCUCUGGAAACAGCCAAUCUGAUUUUGGAUCUCUCAUAUGUAAUUGAAGAUCAAAAUUAG
Cariama cristata (Red-legged seriema) is the source of this 1719-nucleotide messenger RNA. RefSeq names its product McKusick-Kaufman syndrome (gene MKKS). Gene Ontology annotation, molecular function: ATP binding. The transcript has 4 exons. NCBI's taxonomy places the organism in Eukaryota, Metazoa, Chordata, Aves, Cariamiformes, Cariamidae. The record is from RefSeq and is a predicted model, not a curated record. The coding region runs from base 1 to 1719 and encodes 572 amino acids. Gene Ontology annotation, cellular component: nucleus; kinociliary basal body; cytoplasm. Gene Ontology annotation, biological process: chaperone-mediated protein complex assembly; cilium assembly; intracellular transport.